AUGUUAUUCUUAUAUUUCAUAUCAAUAUUUUAUUUAAUUAAACAUUCAUUAACUGAACAAUGUCCAUCAUCAGAUUUAUGUAUAUGUUCAUCAGAUUUAACAAUAAUAACAUGUACAAAUCGUCAAUUAACAGAUGAAAUAUUAAUUAAUCUUAAUAAUCAAUUUCCAAAAUCUACGAUAGUAUUAAAUCUAUCAUCAAAUUCUUUAACAUCAAUAAAUUCUUUAACAAAUUUAAAUAAUCUUCAAAUAGUUGAUUUAUCAUAUAAUAAAAUUUCUUAUUUACCAUUAAAUUUAUUUACAAAAUUUUCUCAAUUAUCAUCAUUAUAUAUAUCAAAUAAUUUAAUAAAAACAAUACCAAAAACAUUUAAUGAAAUUUCAAAUAUAAAUUUUGAUAUAUCAAAUAAUCCAUUAAAUUGUACAUGUACAUUAAAAUGGUUAAUAAAAUGGUUUGAAACAAUAAAUCUUUUAAAUAAAAUAAAUUGUCAAAAAUCAAAAUAUUUAAAUGAAAAUGAUUUUUGUUUAAAUAAAAAAAAUUUUCUUUUUAUAACACCUGAACAAUCACAAAUUGUUUAUCAAAAUGAUCCAUUUACAUUAAAUUGUUCAUCAAAUACAAAAACUUAUUGGACAUUUAAUGAAAAAUUUUAUUCAAAUAAUUCAACUAUAUUUAUUCCAUAUUUAUAUUUAAAUCAUUCAGGUUUAUGGACAUGUCAUAGUUUUAAUUUAAAUCGUUCAAUAUCAUUACAUGUUUUAAAUAUUCAAACAAAUCAUUUUUGUCAAUCAUUACAAAUGGAUACAUCUAAAGGACAUUUUUAUUGGCCACGUACAUUAACUGGUCAAAUAAUACAAUUAAAAUGUCCAUUUGGUUCAGCAGCAUGGUUAAUUAAUUCAUAUGAUGAUCCUAAAGCAUAUUAUACAUGUUCAUUUAAUCGACAAUGGAUUGAUUUAGAUUUAUCACAAUGUGCAUUUCGUACAAAUAUAUCAAGAGAAUUUGAUCAUUUAUUAUCGAUAAAUUCAACUAAUUUAUUAAAUAAAUUAUUAACAUAUAUAUCAAAAAUUGAUAUUAAAGAAUUUAAAUUUGAUGAUAUUAUUUUUUUAAUUGAUUUAAUUGAUGAAGAACAAGAUAAAUAUAUAUAUAUGAAUAAAAAUAUUGAAGAAAUUUCAAUGUUAAUUUAUCGUUUAACAGAUUUUAUUUUACAAAUUAAUCAAGAUUUUAUUCAUAUUAAUGAAUAUCAAUUAGCUUUAAAUAGAUUAAGAUUUAUAUUAGAAAAUUUAUUAAAUUUAACUAAUUAUUCAUGGGUUUAUGUUGGAAAACAAUUAACAGCUAUGACUUUAGAAUCACCAUUACCACCAACAAUAUGUUUUAUACCAAAUCGACCAUUAUUAACAAUUGUUUGUGGAAUUCUUAAUCGACAAUAUAAACGUCAUGAGACUGGAUUAGCAACAAUUCAAUUUCCAUUAAAAUCAAAUAUAAGUAUAAAUCAAUCAUCAAUUUUUAGAAUUAUUUUUUAUCGAACAUCAACAUUGUUUACAUCGGAUAUAAAAACAAAUAAUAAUCCUGUUAUUUAUAUGCAACUAAUAACAUCAGGUAAUGUUUCAACCGUAACAGUGACAUUUUAUGGUCAAUCAAAUCAAGCAUCUAUAGGAAUAUGGAAUUUAAAUGAAACAUCUUGGCAAAUGAAAUCAUCUUUUUGUCAAAUUAAUAGACAAAAUAUUGAUUUAAUAUCAACGGAUUGUACUUUAACAAAAGAUACUUCUUUAUCGAUAACAUAUUUAAAUAAUUUCAAUGAAAAUCCAAGUUUAUUUUUAAACACAAAUUAUUCAGAUUUAGUUAUUUAUAUUUCAUCAAUAAUAGGAUCAGCUUGUUUUUUUAUUUGUAUACUUUUUUAUGUUUGUUGUCAUAAAGUUUAUUUAAUGCCAAGAAGUUUUUUUCAUUGUUUAAUUAAUUAUUGGCUUAGUCUAGCAUUUUUAUUACCAUUAUUUGCUUUUGGUAUAAGACAAAGUCAAUAUUUAUUUUUAUGUCAAUUUAUUGCUAUUACUCUUCAUUAUCUUUGUUUAACAACAAUACUUUGGUUAACAUUAUUAACAUAUUGUAUUUGGCAAAAACUUUAUGUUAUAUGGACAGGUAAAGGUCAUAAUGAUGAUACAAAUGAAAAUCCAAAUGGAAAAUCUUCAGUUACUAUUGUUGAUUAUGAUGAUGAUGGAUUACCUAUAAUGAAAUUAAAAACGAAACCUAUUAUACAAUUUUACUUUCUUGCCUAUGGAAUAUCAUUUAUUAUUUGUGGAAUUAAUGUGGCUAUAUCACGAGAUCAAUAUAUUACAAAUAAAAUUUGUUUUUUAAAUAAUUUCGAAUCUCUGUUAACAUUAUUUAUUCCAUUAGCAAUAUUUAUUUUUCUAUUACUCAUAUUCCUCUUAUCUGCACGUAUUAAUAUAAAACGUUUAACAAAAGAAGCAAUACGUUUACGUAAUUUACCAGAUGAAUCGGAAAUUGAACCUGAAACAAAUAUUGAAACAAAUGAAAAUAUUUCAUCAUCAAAACCAAAUGAAAUCUUACCAAUUAUAAUACCAUCAGAUAAUGAUAAUAGAAAUGAAACAUUACCACAUAUUGAUUGUCGUCAAUCACAUAUGGAUAGUUUAUGUUCAUCUGAUAUGGAUCAUCAACAUCAACCAUCUAAUCAAUUAUUAUCAAUAUUAUUUCAAUUAGUUCUUCUAAGUUUUAUAUUUCUAUCAAGUUUAUCUAUAUAUAUACAUCCAUUACAUUCAUUUAAUAUACGUUUAGAACAUUCAAUUUAUAAUCAUUUAUAUGGAUCUUUUGUUUUACUUUUGGCACUUUAUGUACUUGCAUUUUAUGUUUUAUCACGUUCGGAUUUAACAAUGCAUUGUCAAUAUAAUAAUUGUUUUAGAAAACGAAAGAAAAAACGUUUAUUAAAUCAAUCAUAUAAUGAACCACCACCACCACCUCAAACACCACAACAAUCUCCAUCAUCACCAUCACAUCCAUUAAUAUCAUCAUCAAAUGAAACUAAUCAAGAUAAAAUUAUCCUAAAUGAAAAUUUAACUGGUGAUGAAUCAUUUACUGAACAAAUUCCUUCACCAUCACCACCACAUUCUCAUUAUUCAUCAAGUAUGUGUCAAUAUCAAAUGGCACAAAAUAGUGAAAUAACAGCAAUCAAUAAUGGUUUUGCAUAUGGUUCAAAACGUCAAGCAAAUAUGGCAUCGAAAUAUUAUGCACGUCAUAGACAUAUGCUUAAAACAAGUAUAUCAACUAGUGACACUAGUUUACAACAAAAUGAUUCAUUACCUCAUUCGACAUUGAAUACUAUUCAACAAGAAUUAACAACACCUGUUGAUAGUCAACAAGUAGAACAUAAUUCACCAUAUGAUUUAUUAUCUAAAAAAUCCAUCAAUAGUCCAAAAGAAUCUCAUAUAAUACAAAAUGGCAAUGCACGAUUUCAUAUACCUUCUGUUGCUUCACCACGUCCAUUUAUUCGUCCAUCAAAUUUACCAAUAUCACCUCGACCACAAGCGUCACCAUCUCAGGCAAUUAUUCGUCCAUUACCUAUCAUACGCCUUUCUUCACCAAGUACAAAUAAACUUCUUUCAAAUCCAACUACAAUAAAUUCUUCAUCAACAAUAAUAACAAAUAGUCAUGUAAGUCCAAUGAUUGAUUUAAAUACUGGAAGAAAUUCGUAUCGUGUUAUGCCAUCACCAUCAACUGAAGAACGUCAUGCAACAUAUGUUUAUUUAAAUAAAAAUUCUCAUUUAAUUCAACAAGAAAAUUCUUUAAAAGAAAAACCAUCUAUUUGGAAAAAACCAAUUAAUGGUAAUCAUUCGCAUGUUGCAUAUAUUGACGAAGAUGAUGAAGGUAGUGUUUCACUUAAAUCCUCAACAUGUGAUUCAACAACAGCAACAUCAUCAAGUACAACAUCACCUGUUAUAUCAAGAAAAGAUCGUUCAGAAAUAUUAUCAUCUUCAUCAUCAUCAUCAUCAUCAUCAACAUUUUCAACUGAUUUUCCUAAUGGUGCUCUUGAUACAAAUCAAAUCAUACUACAUGAAAGUAGUGUGUAA
This is a messenger RNA of Rotaria sp. Silwood2, 4065 nucleotides long. The record is from the annotation of a GenBank genome assembly. Lineage: Eukaryota; Metazoa; Rotifera; Eurotatoria; Philodinida; Philodinidae.